Messenger RNA from Eremomyces bilateralis CBS 781.70, 1341 nucleotides. RefSeq lists its product as uncharacterized. The record is from RefSeq and is a predicted model, not a curated record. NCBI's taxonomy places the organism in Eukaryota, Fungi, Ascomycota, Dothideomycetes, Eremomycetales, Eremomycetaceae. Gene Ontology annotation, biological process: DNA-templated transcription initiation. The transcript is spliced from 3 exons. Bases 131 to 1135 code for a protein of 334 amino acids. Gene Ontology annotation, cellular component: RNA polymerase I complex.
AAUAAUUCGAAGAUUCAACCUUUUCGUAUUGGCCAAGUGUGCGCUCUUGAAAUCUUGCAAUCAACUCAGGCGGAUCAAUUACUUGCCAACACCCAUCUCUUGCGCUCACUGUUUUCCGAAACGCUGCAUCAUGUCUCAAUCCCUCGUUGAUGGACCACGGAGUCCUUCCAGCAAGAAGCGAAAGCCGGAGCGCGAGGCGCUACACGCCUCUCCGACAAAGAAACAGAGGAAGGAAAAGGAACGGUCCAAAAACAUUGAUGCGAAGUCAACAUCGAAUGGCGUGGGAAGCAAUGCGGAUCCCUCCUCUCACGCGGCAUCCAGCGUCGCAAUCACAUCGCAAGAAUCGACGACACAAAUUCCCACCUCAACGGACUCCACCGACGAACCUUCCCCUCUCUGCAUGGAAACCUAUUCCAUGUAUCUUCCCCUCGCCCCUAUCUGCCAAACCCAGCCGCUAGACGCGAUCUGCGCCGAACAUUUGUCUCCCCUUCUCCUCGCCUAUCACCAUCGUAUGAAAGCCGUGGUGCUCGCAUACGAGAACGUUCGAUUAUCGGACGAUGACGGGUCACAAGAUGCCACGAUACAGUCCAAAGCCGUCAAUGAACAAGCAUCAACGUUCGUCUGGGCCACGGCCGAUUUUCUCCUCUUUCGUCCGAAGCGAGGGCAACAGUUGGAAGGUUGGAUAACCCUCCAGAACGACAGCCACAUUGGCCUGACGUGUUGGAACCUGAUCAAUGCGAGCAUUGAGCGGAAGAGACUGCCAGAAUCAUGGACUUGGAUCGAUCAUGUCCUUGUGGAGGGCGAGGAUUUCUCUACGGUCCCUUCCAUACCGAAGGGUAAGCACGGCUCCGGGCAUUACAUCGAUGGCAAAGGACGGGAGCUGGGGGACACGUUAUCGUUCACCGUGGCGGACUACGAGUACCUAUGGAUGUCCGAAGCCGAGCGUGGUCUUCUCCGUAUUGAAGGGACAUUGUUGGAUGACAUUGGAGAAGAAUCAGCUCGGGAAACAACCGGGAAGAGGAGAACACAUGGGAAGGGGUCAAAAGCGGGCACAAUAAAAAAGACGAGUGAGAAUGGUCGGCGCAUUGAUAUGAAACGGCGAUCAAUUCUCAAAGAGCGACCUGCUGCAAGUUAAAGGCCCCCAGGCAUCCGCAUUCCAAACAGCAUUGCUUCCUCUUAGCAAUCCGAAGCCUACUUUCUCCAGUCCUCUUCGAAUUUCCUUUGCUAGGAAGUGAAAUGGUACAGUCAGUUGAGGCAGCAAACAUUUCAUGUCACGUGUUCAGGCUGCAACAGCCUCACUCAUACCUCACUCAUCUAUCCAUGAUGUGCUUGGAACUGCCU